Boleophthalmus pectinirostris (great blue-spotted mudskipper) is the source of this 431-nucleotide messenger RNA. It is a transcript of the gene mrpl53, whose product is annotated as mitochondrial ribosomal protein L53. Lineage: Eukaryota; Metazoa; Chordata; Actinopteri; Gobiiformes; Gobiidae. Bases 17 to 343 code for a protein of 108 amino acids. The record is from RefSeq and is a predicted model, not a curated record. The transcript has 3 exons. Gene Ontology annotation, cellular component: mitochondrial large ribosomal subunit.
GUCACGGCAGAAAAACAUGGCGGCGACCAGAAAGUCUACCGUGGUGCUGAAGGCUGUGAAGAAAAUAGCCGUCCAGUUUUGUCCUUUCGAGUCCAAUGUUCGGUCCACACGGGAGUUCCUGGCCCUGGUGGGCUCAGAGAAAGUCCGAGCAACCAACCUUAACUGUGAGGUCACUUCUGUUGCAAAACAUGACAAGUCUGAACCAGUGGUGGAUAUCACAUAUGUGGAUGGAGAGAAGUUGGUGAUGAAAGGAGCCAAACUGACCAGCCAGGAGAUGUUCAGUGCUUUUCAGUCUCGCUGCAUUGCCAAGGAUCCACAGGGAAAAGUCUCAGGCAAAAAAUGAUAUUUAUUUUCUGUGUUGAGAAGUAUGUACUGUACAGCCUAUUUAUGUGUAGAUAUUGGUAAUGUUUAUAAUAAAUGAUCUAAAAUUC